GAGCCCAACAUGGGGCUGGAUCUCACAACCAUGAGAUCAUGAUGAGGGCUGAAAUCAAGCGCUGGAUGCCCAACUCACUGAGCCACCAGCUGCCCCUCAAGUCUACCUUCUAAGCACACAUGCUCUUCACCUGGGUCUUCUGUUCGUGUGUUGUGACCUUAGACAACCAGCGGCAUGGCAGCAAACAAGAGUAAGAGCCAGAGCUCCCUGGCCCUUCACAAGGUGAUCAUGGUCGGCAGCGGAGGGGUGGGCAAGUCGGCCCUGACGCUUCAGUUCAUGUACGAUGAGUUUGUGGAAGACUAUGAACCUACCAAAGCCGACAGUUACAGAAAGAAAGUGGUUCUUGAUGGUGAAGAAGUCCAGAUAGAUAUUCUGGACACGGCUGGACAAGAGGACUAUGCAGCCAUUCGAGACAACUACUUCCGCAGUGGGGAGGGCUUCCUCCUCGUGUUCUCCAUCACAGAGCACGAGUCCUUCACGGCAACUGCUGAGUUCAGGGAACAGAUCCUCCGCGUUAAGGCUGAAGAAGAUAAAAUUCCAUUGCUGGUCGUGGGAAACAAGUCCGACCUGGAGGAGCGGAGGCAGGUGCCCGUCGAGGAGGCCAGGACGAAAGCAGAGGAGUGGGGUGUGCAGUACGUGGAGACGUCGGCUAAAACGCGGGCCAACGUGGACAAGGUGUUCUUUGACCUAAUGAGAGAAAUCAGAGCAAAAAAGAUGUCAGAGAACAAAGACAAGAACGGCAAGAAAAGCAGCAAGAACAAGAAAAGUUUUAAAGAAAGAUGUUGCUUACUGUGAAUGCCAAGAUGGCGGAUGAAGCAAUGGCCGCUAAAGACACAGGGCGGGCUCCUCCAGGGAAGAGUAUAGUCGACUUCAUGGUGUAUUUCCUGCCCUCCCAACCUAUUCACGCGUACUUCCUUAAGUGGGGAAAAGAUUUGUGAACUAAUGGCUGGCAGAAGAAAUUAGCCCUCGUCCAUGCAUGGGAAUGGCUACUUUGUCAGGAGGUUUUGGAGUUUUCCUUCUCUUUCCCCCUCUCCCUCCCAAAAGUUUAAUUAUGUGUGUAGCGCUAUCGGUAGGAAAUAGUCAAUCAAGCAUUAAUUAAAGAGAAACGUGCUGUUGAAGAGUCUAACCCCCCACCCGCCUAGUUUUGUAAGGUUACCAUCUUUGUUUUGAAAUAAAAGUGUCUUGUUAGGUUUGGGGAGAGGGGCGCGUAGGAUAAGACUCUCCCCCGCUCUCACCCGCUUAACAGACGCACUCAAAGUCCUAAGGACAGUAAGUUCUAAUGACACUGACAAAUUCAGAGAUUUUUUGCAAUAAGUUUCUUGGCAAUGCCCUGUAGGUCUGAAGCACAGCGAAAACAUAAAAUAAAAUAAAUAUGAAUUGGGCCAAAUAGGUCAAUAACAAGCCAUAAACCCUUCUCACAUAUGAAAAAUGAAAGUCGAAUUCUUCAUAUUUACAUAUUAGCCAAUAUUAAAUGACGGCCUGUGGUGGCUAUUUCUCUCCUGUAGCAUCCUGAUGUUUGUGCAGAAGCUUCUUUUUUAGCAGAUUAAGUGAAGACUCCAGCGUAGUGUACUUUAUACAUGACACACUCUUCUUUUCAGAUUGAUUAAAAAAAUCUGUCUUUGGAUGCAGCCUCCCCUAAGGGGCAGCCAUGGUGAGGCCCCUCUUGCUCACUGGUAACCGAUAUCUGUCCUUCUGGUCGACCUCCCUGCAUGCAGAGGGUGAGCAAGCCUCUUCUUUUGUUUCUUUUAAGUAGAACGAGUUCUUCUGAAGGAUGUGAUGAGUUCACAUUGUAUCCUUGAGUCGCGAAGCCGGCACCAGUGUCAGACAUUCUGCUACCUCUCCUAGAAUUGCGCUGUAAUUCUGAAUUUAAUAUGAGAAGAAGUGGGAAAGGAUAAGAGAAGUCACUGCUCUUUUACCUCUGAGAAUGGGCUGCUGUUUCUAAUAUAGUUUUCUUCUGAGACAGCCACAGAGCUGGUUCAAAAAAGGCUUUUAUUGAUGAGAUAUGUUAAGCUUUUUUAUAUAUCAAUAUUCUAACUUUAGCAACCAGAAAAUUUUUCCUCAGGAAAGGAGUACUGUGAGGAAAAGCCAGUAUUCAGCACAUUUCCCCCCAUUUUUUGGAAGUGACAUUUCACGUAUAGGUGCCAAAAGGGAACUGGGAUGGGGAGAGUGGGAGCCUUUCAAAUGUAUGGUUAUUACGGAAAUUGUGGAAAUGACGAUCUGACUGGAGAGCAAUCUUGUAUCACCUCCCAAAGAAUCAUGGUCUUUUUUAAAUAAAAAAAAAGCAGACAAAUACACAUUUUA
This is a messenger RNA of Suricata suricatta (meerkat), 2301 nucleotides long. RefSeq names its product RAS like proto-oncogene B (gene RALB). Gene Ontology annotation, cellular component: plasma membrane. Lineage: Eukaryota; Metazoa; Chordata; Mammalia; Carnivora; Herpestidae. Gene Ontology annotation, molecular function: GDP binding; GTP binding; GTPase activity. Gene Ontology annotation, biological process: Ras protein signal transduction. The transcript is spliced from 5 exons. The coding region runs from base 175 to 795 and encodes 206 amino acids. The record is from RefSeq and is a predicted model, not a curated record.